AUGUCGGUCCUGCUCGCUUCGCUGUGCGCAGUGCUGGCGCUGGUUGGGGCCGCAGCACAAGCCGUUAUUCCACAUGUUGACGAUUGUGCACUGUGCUUUCACUGCACGGCUGAUGCAAAGCCCCCGCCCGUUCUACCAUCGGACAUGAUAGCUGCGAACUUCCAGCCCCAAAACGUUACGCACAAGCAGACGCUUCCGGGUAGCCACGGUCAGAAGAAGCUCUUCAACACCUGGUUCCGUGACGAGACACGCAACAAGAAGGCCAUUGUGAAGGUGGCGUGCAUCCCCGUCGGGAAACACGCACGACACAAGUUCGCGCAGUGCUAUCCGGAUUUGGCGCUGAAAUACGCCAAGAUCUAUUUGGCCAUUGAGAAGCUGUCGGAGGAGUGCGGACUGACAGAUAUCGUACCCAAGGUUUGGGUGGACUGGGUGAAUGCGGUCAUUCCGGAAGUGGGCUACCACAUCCGGUGGUUGGGUUUGUGGAUGGAGAUGGUGGACGGCAUCAGCCUGGAGAACCUGGUCCGCCUGGGUAACCCGAUGAUGCAUCCGGACGACCUACUGGACAUCCUGCACAACAAAGUCAACCAUAAGCAAACAAUCCUUGCGGCCAUCUUUGACCUGCUUACCAGUCAAAACGACCGCCACGCCCAGAACAUCUUCAUUGACAAUGACGGCACCAUGAGGCUGAUUGACAACGAGCGUGCCUUUUACGAGAACCGCAUUUUGGCAGCGGACUCCAUUUUGUUACCCACCACCAAGAAGUACACCAUCAACGUGAUGGAGAACGCCUGGAUCCACAAAUUCCCCAACUGGGGUACUAAGGUCCCCAUGUGUUGGGCCAACGUGGCGCUUCUGUUCGACUACCGGUGCUAUGUGCCCGGGGGGCAGAUGGGCAAGAACCUGCCAGCGCAGGUGGGUCAGUGUGUAGCUCGCAUCAGUUCCCUGAACCCGGAGAAGGUGAUGCAAGAGUACGGACUGCCCGCAAUACACAUGGCGGAGGCGUUGUACAACAGAUCCAAAGCCAUGCACGAGCAGGGCUUCGAGUACGCCUUGACCCAAGGUUUCCCGCGCAAUCCCAACCCCUGGCGCUACAAGUUCACCCCUCCCUGCUGCAAGAUUACCCACACGGACACGUACCGUUGCGCACACAACUGGAGCCCCGACACCGCCAUUCCCUUCGGGGACCCCAUCACGGGGGGGCCCUGGAAGCAUGAUCGGCCUGACCCCGGGACGUACGAAGGCGGCACGGUGUUUUGA
Volvox carteri f. nagariensis is the source of this 1257-nucleotide messenger RNA. RefSeq lists its product as uncharacterized. The transcript is spliced from 12 exons. Bases 1 to 1257 code for a protein of 418 amino acids. The record is from RefSeq and is a predicted model, not a curated record. NCBI's taxonomy places the organism in Eukaryota, Viridiplantae, Chlorophyta, Chlorophyceae, Chlamydomonadales, Volvocaceae.